Messenger RNA from Seriola dumerili (greater amberjack), 1841 nucleotides. It is a transcript of the gene mdh1ab, whose product is annotated as malate dehydrogenase, cytoplasmic-like. Gene Ontology annotation, molecular function: L-malate dehydrogenase (NAD+) activity. The record is from RefSeq and is a predicted model, not a curated record. Gene Ontology annotation, biological process: tricarboxylic acid cycle; oxaloacetate metabolic process; malate metabolic process. Gene Ontology annotation, cellular component: cytosol; mitochondrion. NCBI's taxonomy places the organism in Eukaryota, Metazoa, Chordata, Actinopteri, Carangiformes, Carangidae. The transcript has 9 exons. Bases 77 to 1078 code for a protein of 333 amino acids.
CUUGAAUAGGAGUGACUGACUACCUCCGAGUUGAGCGAGUGGUGUGGAAGAGAGCAGUUCAGGCUACCGUGUGAACAUGUCUGAGCCUAUUAGAGUUUUGGUGACCGGCGCUGCUGGGCAGAUCGCCUAUUCCCUGUUGUUCAGCAUUGCCAAGGGAGAUGUCUUUGGCAAAGAUCAGCCAAUCACCUUGCUCCUUUUGGACAUCACACCCAUGUUGCCAGUCCUGGAAGGUGUUGUCAUGGAGCUGCAGGACUGUGCCCUCCCACUUCUGAGAGACAUUGUCCCCACCGACAAGGAGGAGGUGGCCUUCAAGGACCUGGACGCUGCCAUCUUGGUGGGCUCCAUGCCCAGGAAGGAGGGCAUGGAGAGAAAAGACCUGCUCAAAGCCAAUGUGGCCAUCUUCAAGAGCCAGGGAACCGCCCUGGAGAAGUAUGCCAAGAAGACAGUCAAGGUGCUGGUUGUGGGAAACCCUGCCAACACCAACUGUCUGAUUGCAGCCAAGUCUGCUCCCUCCAUCCCCAAGGAGAACUUCUCCUGCCUCACCCGUCUGGACCACAACAGGGCUCGCUCUCAGGUGGCAAUGCGCUGUGGCGUCCCGGCCACCCAUGUGAGGAAUGUGAUCAUUUGGGGAAACCACUCGUCCACCCAGUACCCAGACGUGCACCACUGCAUGGUCAACAUGUCUGGUAGUGAGCUCGCCUGCUUCGAUGCAGUCAAGGAUGAUGCCUGGCUCAAAGGAGAUUUCAUUGCUACGGUGCAACUGAGAGGCGCUGCAGUCAUCAAGGCCAGGAAGCUGUCCAGUGCAAUGUCUGCAGCCAAGGCCAUCUGUGACCACAUGAGAGACAUCUGGUCGGGCACCUCCGAGGGUGAGUUCACCUCUAUGGGUGUUUACUCCUCUGGCAACUCCUAUGGAGUCCCAGACGACCUCAUCUACUCAUUCCCUGUCCAGAUCAAGGACAAGUCCUGGAAGAUUGUGGAUGGCCUGGCCAUCAAUGAUUUUUCCCGAUUGAAGAUGGACGCCACAGCAGCGGAGCUGAUAGAAGAGAGGGACACAGCUGUGUCUUUCCUGGGUGUAUGACUAAACCCUGCAGGGCCACCCUACCAGCACUUAGACAGCCCCAAAACUCCAGAAGCACGCCUGUAAUAAAGCACUCCACAAACCCCUGCAUUACUGUGUGUGUGAGAGAGAGUGAGUCAGUGUUUAUGAGUGUAAAGUUGGAUUUAUACUUGUGUGUUGGGAGGCUGUGCAGUAAAAACAUAGAGCCUAUGCACACAGCUACUUACACUAACGUGCACCCUCUUUAAAAAUGUACAGCAGCUAGAGACAGUGAUUGGCGAGCUUGGGUUUCUUGUGUUUUCUUUCACAAGUUUCCAAACCUGCUGGAGAUGGCAUGGUGUCGAUAGUGAAGACGACAUUAAGUGAGUUAUUAAAGCUCAGUAAUCUUAAAAUGACUGCAUCACCGUACAUAUUCUGUGAUGCAGCAAAGCUAUGUCUGUUACAAACCUACUCGUUCCGAUUGCCACUGUCUAUUGCAAAGUGAAAAGAACGUAAGCAGGUUUGCUUUGGCUAUGAAUGACUACAUGGCAUUAUAUUCUCCUGUUCAGUAAACACCAGAGACCCCUUGGCAAGGUUCCUGUACAUUGUGACGCACAAGUAUAACUCUACCUUAAGUAUACAGUUUAUACUGGAGGUCAACCAGAUCUGUUACCAGCUAUUUUCCAAUAAUUUUUCUCUGGGGGUAAGUGAAUGGAUGGUUGUUACAUAUAGUCAGUGAUGCACUAAGUCCUCAAACACUGGAAUGGAUAACUUUUAAGCUGAAAUAAUAAAAAAUUAAACAAUA